AGACCAGCAUCGAAUCUGAUUUGUGUGAUCUGUUCUUAUGCCAUGCACAUAGACCAUUGUCCCUAGACGAACAAUUUCCAUUUUAUAUAAAAGCAAGUUUACGAACCCUUUUCCUAAAAUCCACAACCCUCCACUUUUUCUUUACAUAAUUUAUUACCAAUGAAAGCUUUUAUACCAUUUACAUUAUUUGCAACUAUCCUUGCUGCUAGUGAGUCUAGCAUGCUUACCAUAAGGUCAACUGUGAUCUCAACCUUGCCUUGUCCAACAUCAAGUUCAACUUCAUUAUAUCAAAAUAGCACAUCCACUUCACCAACACUGAGUGUUUCAGUAUACAAUAAUUCUACUAGUUCUGCCACAACAUUAUUUAACCUUGCAGCUACUGAGACAAUUAACACUGAUUCAACAGAAUCAGAAACAGAAUCAGACCCAACUACUUCAGAUCCAGUAGAAUCUACUGUAGAGCCAGCAGAAACAGAUCCAGUAGAAUCAACAACAGAUCCAGCACAAACUGAAGACCCAACAGACACUGAUGCAGUAGAAACUACUGCUGACCCAACAGACACUGACCCAGCACAAACUGCUGAUCCAACAGAAACUGAUCCAGUAGAAACCACUGCAGACCCAGCAGAAACUGAUCCAUCCAGUGCAGGAAACCAAGAAGAUCCAGUUGAAAGUUCUACUGAAUCAGACCCACAAACUACAUCUGAAGAUCCAGUUGAACCUACAGCUGCAACAGAAAUUACCCCUGAAGAUCCAACAGAAACUGUAACUGAUAUCCGCAGCACCCUCGUCACAAUCACCUCCUGUUCUAAUGGUGGUUGUACCUUAGUUACUCAAACUUCUGGUGUUGAAACUAGUGUCCAAGGAGAUACUACCUACACUUCCCUCUACCCAAUUGGCAGUUCAGUCACCGAACCAAACACUACAAAGGCACCAAAACCCUCGGCCACAUCCACCGUGACUGACUUCUACACUACUGUUGUAACUGAAUAUUCAUGCCAUGAUGAUGCCUGCGUGGCAGUUUCCAAAACCACUGGAGUUACUGUGAUUACCCAUGCUGAUACAGUAUACACCACGUUCUGUCCACUCACCACCGAAUCUCCAACUCCAAGAACAACUCAAGUUCCAACUCAAACAGUCAAUGUUAUUACCAGUAAUAUUAUCACUGAAUCUAACGUCGCAAUUUCCACAUUCGUGCCUCAGGUGAACUCAACUACCACUCCAACAAUCUCCACCUAUGACUCCAUAUACGAAGGCAGUGCUGCUAUUGUUCCAACAAGUGCUUUCGGAAUUAUUUUUUCAUUAAUUUUCUUUAUGUUAUAAUUGACUUAGUAUAUAGAAUUCUCUUUAGAUUGGUUAAGGAAUAUAUUUAUGCGUUUGCAUACAUUCUGUAAGUCCGGGUAUUGCAUAAGCCGCACAUGUUCCGUAGCUGCAAAAUUAUGUGAUAUGGCAUAUCAAAGAAGUAAAUCAUAAAUAGACCAAAUAGCAAUGUAUAUUGAUCAACUUGUU
Molecule: messenger RNA, 1509 nt
Organism: Spathaspora passalidarum NRRL Y-27907
Lineage: Eukaryota; Fungi; Ascomycota; Pichiomycetes; Serinales; Debaryomycetaceae
Exons: 1
Coding region: 160-1323 (387 amino acids)
Source: RefSeq, a predicted model, not a curated record